Molecule: messenger RNA, 282 nt
Organism: Talaromyces stipitatus ATCC 10500
Lineage: Eukaryota; Fungi; Ascomycota; Eurotiomycetes; Eurotiales; Trichocomaceae
Exons: 2
Coding region: 1-282 (93 amino acids)
Source: RefSeq, a predicted model, not a curated record
AUGCAUCUCACUUGCAGUCCCAUUCCAGAGCACCUUGUCAACGAAUUUCAUGUUGUGCAGCAAUAUUUUCAAAGGGGUAAUUUCAAAUUGGGAUUUGAAGCUCGUCAAAAGUGGCUCAAUCUUAUCGGUUACGAGUCUUGGACAUUCACUGAAAAGCAACUCUUUCUGAUCAAUCUUAACAUUGAGCGAUUGAUCAACAUUACCCUAGCCGCUAGAAGCCAAGGCCCGACACCCCCAAGCAAAGAGAACAUUCGUGACAGCCUUCGUCAUCAUAAUGGCUGA